Messenger RNA from Pseudoliparis swirei, 2532 nucleotides. RefSeq names its product protocadherin alpha-8-like. The transcript has 2 exons. Gene Ontology annotation, biological process: homophilic cell-cell adhesion. NCBI's taxonomy places the organism in Eukaryota, Metazoa, Chordata, Actinopteri, Perciformes, Liparidae. The record is from RefSeq and is a predicted model, not a curated record. Gene Ontology annotation, molecular function: calcium ion binding. Gene Ontology annotation, cellular component: plasma membrane. The coding region runs from base 1 to 2532 and encodes 843 amino acids.
AUGUGUUGCCAUGUAGUUCAGCGCUACCAGCAUGAACGAGUAGAAGUGGAGUUUGAAGAGGAAUAUAUUUUUGGAUGCUAUUUCAAAAACGACACCAACGGAAACAAAGGACAAAGAGGCAGAAUGAGGUCUUGGUCGGGUCCUCUGCUUUUCUCUCUCAUGUUUGGCUUUGGUGAGCUGAUUUCCGCUCAAAUCAAAUACUCGAUUCAAGAGGAAGUUAAACUGGGAGCAGUUAUUGGAAAUGUUGCCAAGGAUUUGGGCAUUGAUGUCGGUACAUUGAUACACCGGCGUUUCCGUAUUGUGUCUGGACCUCACGACGCGCUAUUUGAGGUAAACCCGAACAAUGGCGUUUUGUAUGUUCAUACAAAUCUCGAUAGAGAAAAGCUGUGCGACACAAAUGUUGAUUGUUUAUUAGAUCUGAAAAUUGUUGUUGAAAAUCCACUUGAGAUCCAUUAUGUCACAGUAGAAAUAACGGAUACAAACGACCAUGCACCGACGUUUGUCGAGAAAGAAAAGGUUUUAGAAAUAACAGAGAAUACUUUGACCGGAGCGCGAUUUCAGUUACCAGGCGCACGCGAUCCAGAUGUUGGAAUAAAUUCAGUCCAGCGCUAUAAAUUUAGUCCAAAUGAUCAUUUUAAUCUUGAAAUUCGAGAAAGAGGCGAAGAUAAAAUCCCCUUCUUAGUGUUGCAGAGGCAGUUGGACAGAGAGCAGAAAACGAACCAUAGCUUGAUUUUAACCGCUAUGGAUGGAGGAACACCACAGAAAUCUGCUAAUCUUAAUCUCACCAUAAUGGUUCUUGAUAUCAAUGAUAACAGACCUACUUUUUCGAAGGAGGUUUAUUCUGUGAUAUUACAAGAAAAUGUUGCUUUAGAAACAGUUGUGACAAAAGUCCAAGCAACUGAUUUCGAUGAGGGAGCUAAUGGGGAUGUCGAGUAUUCCUUUGGAGGUGACAUUAAUUCCAAGGUGUACAAGUUAUUUACUCUAGACAGACAUUCUGGCGAGAUUCGAGUUAAAGGACAAAUUGACUAUGAGACAGCUGAUGUUUUUAAGUUAGACGUCCAGGCUUCUGACAGAGGUCAGCCACCAACAACAACGGACUGCAGAGUUAUAAUAAAGAUCCAAGAUGUCAAUGACAAUCAACCAAAAAUAGAGGUAACAUCAAUAUCUAGCAUGGUCCUCGAGGAUUCAAAACACGGAACUGUGGUCUCUCUCAUCAGUGUUACAGAUAUUGAUUCUGGCCUGAAUGGCAAAGUCAUGUGCAGUCUGACAAAGGAUGUACCAUUUGAAUUAAAACCAUUGUUCAAAGAAAACAUGUACUCUUUGGUGACAAAAGACAAACUGGACAGAGAAACCGUGUCACAUUAUGACAUUUCAAUAACAGCUACAGAUUAUGGCGAGCCUCCACUUUCCACAGUCAAAACGUUGAGUAUUCAGGUAUCAGAUGUGAAUGAUAACGUCCCAGAGUUCUCACAUGGUGCAUUUGAAAUAUAUUUGAACGAAAACAAUAAUCCUGGACCAUCAAUAUUUGCUGUAACUGCAAUUGAUAAAGACUUAAAUGACAAUGCAGCAGUGUCAUACAGUUUAAUUAGAGGGAAAGGCGGUCGUAAUGAUAUGGCAUCUUUUCUGAAUAUUAAUUCUGAAAAUGGAGAUAUUUCAGUACUAAAGGGGUUUGACUUUGAAAGUCUGAAAACGUUCCAGUUCCAAGUUGUCGCCUCAGAUUCUGGAACUCCGUCACUCAGCAGCAACGUCACAGUGAACGUGUUCAUUCUGGAUCAGAACGACAACGCUCCAGUCAUCCUGUACCCAGUCAGCUCUAACGGUUCUGCUGAAGGUGUGGAGGAGGUUCCCCGCAAUGUGAACGCAGGACACUUGGUGACUAAAGUCAGAGCCUAUGACGCUGAUAUAGGAUAUAACGGCUGGCUGCUGUUUUCACUGCAGGAAGUUACUGACCGCAGUCUCUUUGGGUUGGACCGCUAUACAGGACAGAUCAGAACCCUUCGCUCAUUCACAGAGACAGACGAGGCGGAGCAUAAACUGGUCAUACUGGUGAAAGACAAUGGGAACGUGUCUCUCUCAGCAACAGCUACUGUGAUGGUCAGAGUUGUGGAGCCCAAAGAGGCUUUUGCUGCCGCUGAUGUUAAAAGUGCAACAAAGGAUGAGGAGGAUAAUAACGUGACUUUCUACCUGAUGAUAACUUUGGGCUCAGUUUCAACUCUUUUUCUCAUCAGUAUCAUCGUGCUGAUUGCAAUGCAGUGCUCUAAAUCCACAGACUACACUUCUAAAUAUAUACAAGAGCCUAAUUAUGACGGGACCCUGUGUCACAGCAUCCAGUACCGAUCUGGAGAGAAACGCUACAUGCUAGUUGGACCCAGAAUGAGUAUAGGAUCUACUAUAGUCCCGGGCAGCGACGCCAACACACUCAUGCUCCCUGACAGGAGGACUCCUGGAGAGGUAAGAUCAUUUAAAAAAUUGUGUUUUACAAUGUACUUACGAGCAUAUAAUUCUUUAUUUGAUUUAUUGAUCGAAGUUUGA